AUGGAGCUGCAGCCAGACGCCCCGCCGGCGCCGGUGCCAUCCGACAGCAGGGACUGGUCGGAGCUGCCUCUCGAUGCGCUCACCUUGGUCUUCGCUAGGCUCGGCGCUGUGGACGUUCUCAUGGGCGCGGGCCUCGUGUGCCACUCAUGGCUUGAGGCGGCCAAAGCGCCUGAACUCUGGCGUAAGGUGGAAAUGGACUGUCCUUGGUGGGGGGCCGGAGAUUUUGAAUUUGACUACCCAUGGAACGCCAUGAAAGACCUGUGCGCAAUGGCGAAGGUGGCCGUGGACCGAUCAAACGGGAAGCUGGAGGUGUUUCUUGGGGAAACAUUUGUUACCGAUGAGAUACUCAAUUAUAUCGGGGACAGGUCGCCCUCGCUGAAGGGGCUUGAGCUCGUAUCAUGUGCCGAAGUAACCAGCCAAGGAUUCACCUAUCUGGUAAACAAGUGCCCUCUGCUAGAAGACAUCGAGCUGUCGGGUUGUAUGGAUGUCGGCGGCGACGCAAUCGUGGCCACUGACAGGGCAUGCCUGCGGCUGCGACACCUUAGGCUCGUCUGCACUGAAAUCACGAACAAGGAACUCAUGGCCAUCGUCGAUAUCUGUCCGUGCCUGGAGUAUCUCUCGGUGGUCAACUGCUACGACAUAGUUGGCGACGACGCCCUGCGAGCAAAGUGCGCCGCUAUCAAGACUCUCGAGCUUCCGACUCCUGAAAAUUCUGAUGAGAUGUCCGACUCGUACGAUUAUACCGAGACUUGCAAUGAUUUUGACCAUGAGUAUGAUUAUUUUUAAUUUUUUUUAAACAAGGCAAAAGAUUUGUCAUUUUCAUUGAUUAAGGAAGAAGGUUUUG
This is a messenger RNA of Aegilops tauschii subsp. strangulata, 844 nucleotides long. RefSeq names its product putative F-box/LRR-repeat protein 23. The record is from RefSeq and is a predicted model, not a curated record. Gene Ontology annotation, molecular function: protein binding. Lineage: Eukaryota; Viridiplantae; Streptophyta; Magnoliopsida; Poales; Poaceae.